AUGGGCUACAUUUCGUGGCUCUUCAAGAUUUUGCUGCAGUUCCUAACGAAUUCAAAGACUAUCACUCAAGACAACUGGGCGGAUGCCUUUCGGUCUCAAUGGAGUAUCCGUGCGAUCCCCACUGUACAGCCCCUCUUGGGCACAGAGGAGGAGCCCAUCGCAUGGGAAUCCCUGGACAUUCUUGAAAAGCUUGGCUGCCUAUUUGAGCUCUGCGAGUGGCAACUGGAGAAGCCUGAGCGACUUCGGCGACUUGUCGAGUCGGAGGAAGAGACCAUCAGCUGGGUUCGUAUGGCAUCGUCUAACACGUAG
Messenger RNA from Malassezia sympodialis ATCC 42132, 309 nucleotides. RefSeq lists its product as uncharacterized. Lineage: Eukaryota; Fungi; Basidiomycota; Malasseziomycetes; Malasseziales; Malasseziaceae. Gene Ontology annotation, cellular component: RSF complex. Gene Ontology annotation, biological process: regulation of DNA-templated transcription. The record is from RefSeq and is a predicted model, not a curated record.